Messenger RNA from Auanema sp. JU1783, 2223 nucleotides. The record is from the annotation of a GenBank genome assembly. Lineage: Eukaryota; Metazoa; Nematoda; Chromadorea; Rhabditida; Rhabditidae.
AUGUUUGGUGCUGGACGAGCUGACCCACGUAUCCAAGUAACCUUGCAGUAUGGAAAUAACCGAGAAAAUAUUGUUUUGAUCCGAUCUGAUGAACCAGAGAUAUUUGAAUCUUUACGUAAUCGUGCUCGAGCUCUAGUAAACAAAUAUGGAAACCAGAGUUCCGCUGAUAUCAUAAACCUUCAUCUGUUCCGACAUAAUUACAAUUCUCCAGUCAUGCUUCAGCAUAUCGCCUCCGUAUCUCAAUUAGAUAACGGAUGUGUUGUAGAAAUAAUUGUAGCUGAUAAGAACGAAGGACCAACUAAGCCUCAUGUUGUUGAGGGUAACACUUACCUUGUUCCAACAUUCUGUGAUUACUGCGGGGAGAUGUUGGCCGGCGUUAUCAAACAAGGAGUUCGUUGUUUACAUUGCCGAUGCAAUUUUCAUAAACGAUGCUAUAAUGCUCCAAGAAAUAACUGCGUUUCUAAUGCAGCUGUUCAUCCAUCAUCAUCGCAAGUAGGCCUGGGUUCUGCUGAGUUAGCCAAAACAUCAUCUGGCGGAUUACCUCACACUUUAGCUGAACAUAAUUAUAAGAAUUUUACUUUAUGUAAAAUAUGUAACAACCUGUUGGUUGGAAUCGUCAAGCAGGGUCUGAAAUGCCGUGAUUGCGGAGUCAAUGUACAUAAAAAAUGUGCCAAAGAAUUGCUGAACAACUGUACGUUGGCCGACCACUCCAUAUCACGAAUGAGUAUCGCAGACACUCAGGGGUCGAUUCCUAAAACUGAUUCAUUGGAGCAUGCUAUGGAAGAUGAUUCGUGUACGAAUGAUAAUAUACCGCUUUUCCGACUCCCAGGACAAGCAUCUUCAAGAGCAACGAGCCAACCAAAAGUGGAGGGAUGGAUGAUUCAUUUUGAAUUAUCAGAUCCCGAACGUCGUUUGAAACAUUAUUGGAUUCUUGCUGAUAAUUCUAUCAACAUGUAUCAUGAAUACAACGAAGGCGUUGGAGUUAAUCCGAGCAGAUCAUAUAGAAUUAUUCCUUUACACGAGAUUUUGGCAAUAACUGAGCACACAGGUCCGCCAAUCUUAUCAAAAUAUCCUCCUCACUGCUUUGAGAUAAGAACUACUUCCAAUCAAGUCUUCUGUGUGGGGGAAAACUUACAUGCAUAUUCCACUGAGCCUCCGAAAAAGCUUCCACGCUAUUUGAGCAUAAGACCGCCCAGUAACACACAACUAUGGUUUCAAGCCUUGAAGGAAGCUCUACAACCUCCUGUUUCAUACAACGAUCCACCAAAUAUGGAACCAGCACUUGAUUUUUCUGCGCUAUAUCAGGUUCUCAGCGAGCGGCCAUUAGGUUCCGGCCAAUUUGGUACUGUUUAUAGCGCAGUUCACCGAAGUUCAGGGAAAGAAGUAGCUGUGAAAGUAAUAUCAAAAGAACGUUUCGCCAAAAAAGGAUCUGGAGUUGAUUCAAUGAGAACUGAAGUAGCUAUACUUCAACGUACCUGUCAUGCUGGUAUAGUGCGUCUCGAAUUCAUGUGCGAAACAAAAGACAAAAUAUUUGUCGUAAUGGAGAAGCUUAGCGGAGAUAUGCUAGAAAUGAUUUUGAGUCAGGCGACGGGUAGACUUAAUGAAAGAAUCACGAAAUUCCUUAUUGUACAGAUAUUGUCAGCUUUGAAAUAUUUGCAUGACCAGGGCAUAGCUCACUGUGAUUUGAAACCUGAAAACGUCCUAUUAUCUGAAAUUAAUACAAGUUUUCCACAGACAAAAAUUUGCGAUUUUGGAUACGCCAGAUUCAUUCCAGAAGCACAGUUUCGAAAAACAAUAGUGGGAACACCAGCUUAUCUUCCACCUGAAGUCUUACAGAAAAGAGGCUAUAACAAGUCGCUUGAUAUGUGGUCUGUAGGAGUUAUUAUUUAUGUGACUUUAUCCGGGACAUUCCCGUUCAAUGAAGGAGAUGAAAUUGCUUCUCAAAUACAGAAUGCGGAUUUUAUGUUCCCAACUGAUCCUUGGAACGAUAUAUCUCCACUAGCUAUUGAUUUGAUCCAGCGCUUGCUCAGAGUUGAACUCGACUUACGCUUGACAAUAGAACAAUGCUUAGCUCACUCCUGGCUCAAAGGAGAACAACUAUAUACGGACUUGCGAACAUUGGAAGCGCGACUGGAUUGUGCGAGGUAUUUGACUUCGCCAGCCGACGACUUAAUCUAUGCAGAUAUACUCGCAAAGAAAAGCCAAUCAGUAUCUCAACGGUGA